Trichomonas vaginalis G3 is the source of this 1752-nucleotide messenger RNA. Its product is annotated as bifunctional inhibitor/lipid-transfer protein/seed storage 2s albumin superfamily protein family. The record is from RefSeq and is a predicted model, not a curated record. The coding region runs from base 1 to 1752 and encodes 583 amino acids. NCBI's taxonomy places the organism in Eukaryota, Parabasalia, Trichomonadida, Trichomonadidae. The transcript has a single exon.
AUGUUUUCCUUUCUCACUAUUGCUAGGGCACAUGAAGAAGAGGAACGAGAUUUUACAAAUAUAUUUUCUUCUUCUUAUACGAAUCUUAGAGACAAUUAUUACUUUUCAAACUGUGUUUUUGAAAAUAUUGGAACUUCAACAUCAAGUUCAUCAAUUAGUCUCACAAACGGCACAAGUUCAUAUUAUAUAGAUUUGUUUAGAUGUUCGUUCAUUGGAUGUAUAGCACAGAGCGGUGGUUCUGUUACAAUUACAGGCUCAAACGAUGUCAGCUAUAAUCUUAAUAUGAAAUUUAUAUGUUUAUAUCAUUGUAGCGCCACUACAGAAGCUGGAAUUUGGUUGCUUGAAAUCUGGUCUGAGUUUAAUUUAUCAUAUUGUUCGAUGGUGUCUUGUUCAAGUAGAUACAGAACAUCUUAUAUUAGGGAUGGAAACGGUCCAAUUGUAUCAAAUUGGAAUUCUACAGAUAUUACAGCAGAUACUAAGGGGGAUUGGAAUGAUAUUUCCCAAGGAGCAUUUUAUUUUCAUUGCGGAACGGAUUACUCUAUUAAAUACUGCAAUUUUGAGAAAUGUAAUAGUAGAGAUAGUUUGAUUCAUAGUUGGUGGUCAGAAGGCAAUUGUUAUAUCACUAGAUGUAAUUUUGUUGGAAAUAAUGUGUCUUGGUUUGCAAUUAUUUUUCUCAAUUUUUCUCAUACGGCGAAAAUCACUAUUGAUUACUGUAAUUUCUUAGACAAUAUAUUUGAAAAGAAUGUAUUUAAAUGCACAAGAUUAACAUAUUUUACUGAUUCAGCAAGAAUUGAUAUAGGUACUCUUGUUGCAAAUAAUAUGAAUACUAAUACAUAUGUAGUUGCUGGAUAUGUGUCUGGAUAUCCAACAAUUGUUGGUUCCACAUGGAAAACAGAAAAAAUAACUUUCUUUGAAACAUUGCAAUGCAAAGCCAAAAUUAAAUAUCCAGAAAAAUCUCCUAUUGAAACUCCAUUUAAUUCACCCAAUAAAACCCCACUUGAAACUCUUUAUCUAACACCACAUGAAACCCCUAAUAUAACUCCAUUUGAAACCAAUGGUUUCACUCCAUAUACAACACCAAUCAGCACACCGUAUUCAACAGUGGAAAAUACUGUAAUUGAAACUCCAAGACAAACCCCAAUUGAAACACAAUUUUCAACACCAAGUGAUACAAUUUUUGAUACACCAUGCGAAACUCAAUUUAUGACACCAUAUGAUACUUUCUCAUAUACUAUGUACGAUACUCCUUUAGAUACAUUUUCUUUAACUCCUUUUUCAACUGUAAUAUCAACUCCUUUUCAGACAUUGAUAUUUACAUUAGUUGAAACACCUGUUCCUACAAUAGAUAAAACGCCUUCGACAACUCCUUUAAGUUCACUUGAUUCUACUCCAUUCUAUACGGACAAAGAAACUGCGGAGAUGACACCAUUUAAUACAGAAAUGGAAACUAUUUUCAUUACGCCAAUUGCAGCAGUAUCAUCGACACAAUUGGAUACGCCUUUCGAAACGCUUUACCAAACUCCUACUAUUACACCAAGUGAAACUUUGCCAAUGACUCCAAUUUUAACACAAAAAGAAACCAUUUUUAUGACUCCAUUCUUUACUUUAUCAAAAACUCAAAUUCCAACCCUAGAAGAAACAGAGCAUGAAACUCCAUUUAAUACACCUCAUUUAACGGGGUAUUAUUAUUGUCGUCUGGCGGUUUUAGACGACAAUGCGAAUUUUCAAAUAAUAGGAUUUUUAGCCAGAUAA